This is a messenger RNA of Neurospora tetraspora, 2373 nucleotides long. RefSeq names its product major facilitator superfamily domain-containing protein. The transcript has 3 exons. Lineage: Eukaryota; Fungi; Ascomycota; Sordariomycetes; Sordariales; Sordariaceae. Gene Ontology annotation, biological process: transmembrane transport. The coding region runs from base 222 to 2267 and encodes 681 amino acids. The record is from RefSeq and is a predicted model, not a curated record. Gene Ontology annotation, cellular component: plasma membrane. Gene Ontology annotation, molecular function: transmembrane transporter activity.
GUUCUCUUAAUACCGUUGUCGAGUAACCCUUACCUUGCUCAUGUUUCCCUCUUUGCUCCUCUUGCCAGUCCGUUCCUCGUUUGUGUCACUCGACUGCUUCGUUAUCGACUGCUGGACAGCGGCAACGGGACAACAACACUCGCUCUGGUAACAAGCAGCUGGGUCGUGCUUUGGAAAUCAAGAACUUUGGACGUUGAGCUUGCUCGGCUUGGUAUUCCGAAAUGGACAACCGGGAUACGCUCGGCCUCAGCAUGGCGUUGCCUCCACCUCCCCUUCCGACUAAGGAUCGUACUUCCAAGGAACCCUCCGGGACGUCUUCUGCAAGUCCACCAGACACAAUGCCUCCUACAAGCACGACACCACCACCACCAAACAGACCGCUACCACCAACACCAAGACCAAAGAAGGGCACAGCACAUAGCCAAUCUGGCUCUAUAUCAAGCACCUUUAGCUCCCCAAGAAGCCCGCCGCCGACUCGACCACCACCCUUGAAAUCGCAAGCUUCGCUGUACACGAUCUCGCCAACACGGCCGGAAACGGCAUCAUCACUGGGGAAGAAAGCUGGGCAUUCAAGAUUACACACGCAAUCGUCGUGGACAUCUCUAGCUUCGACCACAAGGACUAUCAAAUAUGGGCGAGGCAAGCACAGUGGCGUUGAGCUGGUACCGCAACCAAGCGAUGAUCCUGAAGACCCAUUGAACUGGCCCCGCUGGCGGAAGGAGUUCAGCUUUUAUGCUCUGCUGCUGAUGGUAGCUUUAACUGGAGUUAUGAAGACAGCCUUCAUCAGUGUAAAUGCUCAGGCAGCUGAUGGGUAUCGUGUAUCAUACACUGCCGCCGCGGCUUUGACCGGUGUCCCCUUGAUUCUAUCCGCCUUUACUGGGCUCGUCAGUCUUGUGACGUCGAGAAUAUGCGGCAAAAGACCGCUAUACCUCAUCUCAUUAUUACUGUUAUUCAUUGGUACCAUAUGGAACACCAGCGUGAGGACCAGCUACAGCCAAUGCCUGGCCGCAAGGGUUUUUCAAGGUUUGGGAUGGGGUGCAUUUGAUAGCUUGGUCCAGAGUUCCAUUUACGAUAUGUUCUUUGAACACGAACGCAACCUUCGGGUUUCCAUCUACACCAUUGUCGUCAUCACAACUACAUGGGGGGCACCACUACUUGGUGGGGUAUCCUCGCGAGGCCAGACUGGGUUCGAGUUGCAGUUCACAAUUCUCAGCUGCUUUUUGGUCCUUGCCGUGCCGGCCAUUACCCUCGGUGUGCCCGAGACAGCAUAUGACCGCACUUAUGCACUACCUCGGAUUGAUGAGGGUAGUGAAAGUCCGUACAAGGCGUCCAUGUGUCAGGGUAUCCGACGGGACCGUAUCUUCGAUACUAUCAACAACUACAUCGUGAAGAUGAAGCCAUACUCCUACACACGUGGAUCGGCAGAUUCGGCCACUCUGCUCCAAGCACCUCGUGCCUUCAUCGCACCUACUACCCUUAUUCUCUUCUUCACAUCUUUCCUCCCAUACUCCUCACUAUGGGCCUUCAGCUCGUCUCUCUCCCUCCUGUUCCACUCCGCCUAUACUACAACCACCAUCGGCGUCCUCAUGACGGGUCCCUGGCUUCUCGCCACCGCUACAACGGUCAUCUUUACGCUCCUACCGCUCUUCCUACCUCGAUUACAGUCACAGUUCCCCGUCUUUGCCUCCAUACCAAUACAGUUCAAUAACAAGGUCAACACGGCCGCCAUCACGGCUGGUCCCCUCCUCGCUUUCAUCGGCGUCCUCGCCUUUGGCCUUCAUACCGACGCGGGCAUCAACAAUGAGAAGAUCUCGAGUAUCAACCUCUCAGCAAUCAGCUUCACCCUUGGUCUCCUCGCCACCGGGGCGUACGUCCUUGACGCCAUCUCCCGUCCCUUGAUCCAGAUGAGCAUGGCGUCGACGUCCUCGUCCAACAACCAGACCGUGGCUACCAGGACCGCAAACGACAUGGCGGCCGGCGUGGGGUGCUGGAGGACUCUGUUUGCCGGGAUCCUCGUCAUUGCAGUCCCUAGUAGUAUCUCGUGUCCGAGUAGCGGCGCGGUUCUGUCUUCAGGGCAUGGACUGAGAGAUAUGUGUAUUGGGUUUGCGGUGGCACAAGCAGUGAUUGCCGCUGUAGUGGGGGGCGUUUGGUGGUUCUACGGUGAGGAGGUAAGGAGGUGGGAUGGGAGGGUGAUGGAGUUGGUGGAUUCGGGGGCGGCGGGCAAGGGAACGAGGGGAAGGGAGGUGAGCUUCUUUGAUACUGAUUAACUCAAGGACAAACUCAACUGGCUUGGAUGAAGGAAAGGGUAAAUGACUGCGACGAGUAAUGACGAUCAUGGGUACGGUAUGGGCAUUGGACAUAUAGGACACUCAU